UGGGAGGCUGAUGUGUAUCUGCGCUGGGCGUGGUACGUUCCAUACGAGACAUGCUCUAAAACAGUAGACGGGCUCGGUGUUACCGUGUCAGCAUCGCGAUGUAACUCUGCCUACAUCUUUUGGUUGAGAGACGUGAUACUGACGGGAAGGCACCCGCUGCUAAUGGUGUAUUCUGACCAACAAACCAGCCUUCGUGCACUCAAGUACUUCUACCCCGUCUCAAUGAGCGCGCUUCACGAGGUUUCGAGACAAUCGGGCCUUGUGCCGCUGACUGCUGAUCUGCCUUAUCUUAGACUUUCAUCUGGUGGACACCAUGCACAAUUCAAAGGCUGACGUCGCAGGUAGAAGCCAGGCAGGAGUUGACCUCACUCGCCAUGACGACAGAUGUCCUCGCGUACCGUCUGGUGAGUACAGAAAGGUUAUUCUCCUAGAUCCAACGGGCCAGAGAUGGAGGGUCAUACACGCUUGCUGCUCGCUGAGCCUGGUCCUCCUCGUGCCAGAGUCUCAGCCCAAGGUGGCAUGCGUAUCCGUUACGGAGCGGCGAGCCUUCGCCGGACAACCAUCUGAUUAUCCAUGCCGCUGGGACACACUAGCGAGCACGUGGAGGCUGCCACAUGCAAACAAGUAAAUAGGUCGUCCAGUCGUCGGACCCUCCUCGAGGGUCUGACAGCUUGUGCAGAGCCGCAUAGCUUGAAGCUGCGGCAGGAACCCAUUUCGAAACCGAUGGUGGUGUGAACGGGGCGAACAGGAUGUAGGGGGGCGUAAAGGACCGGUGACCGAAAGCCUCGAUCAUGCUCCGCUCGUGCUGCCAUGAACCCUCUUCUGACUGCACGGGCCUCAGAUAGUGAGACUGACCUCUCUACCUCGGAGCUUCGAGACGGUGUCUGUGACACUCCGUUAAUGUUUCUCGUUCAUCACACAGCGGCCUCGAACGAGCGUUGCCGCAGCCGCGCCUCUCCGGCGCCAGGGCAAAUAUGCAUGGCUUGAAGGCUUCACCGGAAAACGCGCGCUGCAUGAGAUCGGGAAGCUUGUGGAGCAGAAAUCGUCCCGCUAUCGCUUCGAGAGUACGAGCUUCUAUAUAACGACAGCUGUUGCAGCAUCACAUGGUCC
Baudoinia panamericana UAMH 10762 is the source of this 1110-nucleotide messenger RNA. RefSeq lists its product as uncharacterized. Bases 314 to 628 code for a protein of 104 amino acids. The transcript has a single exon. NCBI's taxonomy places the organism in Eukaryota, Fungi, Ascomycota, Dothideomycetes, Mycosphaerellales, Teratosphaeriaceae. The record is from RefSeq and is a predicted model, not a curated record.